This is a messenger RNA of Penicillium robsamsonii, 540 nucleotides long. RefSeq lists its product as uncharacterized. NCBI's taxonomy places the organism in Eukaryota, Fungi, Ascomycota, Eurotiomycetes, Eurotiales, Aspergillaceae. The record is from RefSeq and is a predicted model, not a curated record. Bases 1 to 540 code for a protein of 179 amino acids. The transcript has a single exon.
AUGCAGUACAAGGUCCUUGCCACUCUUUUCUUCGCCGCCACGGCCCUGGCUGCCCCUGCGGAUUCUACUGCCACCGAUAGCGAUGACACUUUCGAUAUCGCGGAUGUGCCCAGCUCCGUUAUGAGUGUUCUGGCAACAGCCAUCCCGGAGUCAUGGUACAAUGAUCUCCUGGACCCGGCCUCCCUCUCCGCGAUAGAGAGCGCCGCUUCGGCUGGCACCUACCCAGCUUGGUACAACUCGUUGCCUAGUGACGUUAAGUCCUGGGCCACUGGACAAUUCGGCGCUGGCCUUGGUGGUGCCUCCGCAACCGCUGAUAGCAGUGCCACUCAGACUGGCUCCAGCCUCGUCUCCAGCACUGCCAGCCAGACCUCCUCCAACGCCGCCGAGACCACUUCGGCUUCCUCUGACUCGACCUCCAGCUCUGCGUCUUCUUCUCCUUCUUCUUCGCAGUCUACUGGUGGUGCUCCUGCUCCUACCGGGGGUGUUGCCAUGGGUGUUGCUGGUGCAGCUGGCAUUUUGGCUCUGGCUCUUGCCCUCUAG